UUUAUUAUGCAAAAAUCCCCAUAUUUUACAACAACAACAAUAAUAAUAAUAUAUAACUAUCUAGGGUUUUUCUUCUUCCUAAAUACCGCUGGCCCUAUCCCAUGAAAAUAAAUAACCCUAAUAUUUUUCCCUUCAAUUUCAAGGCUCCAGGGUUUUGAUUGUCUUCUAUUUUUUAGACUAUUGGCUUUGAAUUGUUUUUUUGCUUCGUUGCAAAGAUUGCUUCUUUUUUUUUUUGAAUAUUUUUUGAAGUUUUAGCGACUUGGUCUUUGUUUUCCGAUAAAGUGAUGGCUACCACGGGAGUAGAGGAGGUGGAAUACGAGAGUGAUCCAGAGGAGGUGAAGCGUUCUCUGGCAAUGCGGAGGAGGGAGGCGGCCAGUGACGAUGAGGAAGGAGAAAGGGAAGAAGAGAAUAAUGCUGAGGCGAGGAUGGAUCGAAGGGCUUUGAUUCGUUCCGAUGAAUCCGACGGUCAGGGCGGUGCUGCAGAUUACGAUGAUGACGAAGAAGAAUUGGACUUAGAAGAAGUCGAAGAAGAAGUUUAUGAUGAAUACGAGGAAGAGGAAGAAGAAAUUGAUGAAGAGGAGAUAGAUGAAGUUGGUAAAGUAGAAGUGCGAGGCAAUGUGAAGAUAACUGGAGAAGAUGUGAAGGAAGCGGUUGUGGAUAAUGGGAAUGGGGAUGUGGAUGAAGGACUGGGCAUUGAUAAUAAUCACAUUGGAGAGGAACAUGAAGAGGAAAAGAAGGAGAAUGAGCCCUUUGCUGUGCCCACUGCUGGGGUGUUUUAUAUGCACGAUGAUAGAUUUCGAGACAAUGUUGGCGGUCGUCAUAGGCGAACACGUGGUGGAAGGAAUUUGUGGGAAUCCAAAGAUGAUAGGAAAUGGGGACAUGACAAGUUUGAGGAGAUGACUUUGCAAGAAAAGCAUUAUGAGGAGGGAAGAUCAUCUAGAGGCAGGUAUCGAGCUCAGAGUAAAAAUCGUGGACCAGGUCGUGGUUAUCGUAGGGGAAGUGGGUCCAAAGCAUUUGGGAAAAACAACCACCAGAACAUGGCUCCAAAGGUGGUGAGAGGGAGAGGACCUAGGAGGUAUGAACCUAAUAUGAAAAUCAGCGGUCAAGCACCUCCAAAACAGGGCAGACUGUCUGGAAAGCCUUGUGAGAAAACAUCACAAGCCAAUUCAGGUAGAGCUUCCACCCUUGCAACAAAUGCCCAUACUGUAUCAGAUCCUAAUCUGAAACAUAUAUUUGCGUCAAGCUUGAGUUCUGCUUCCCCACCUUUUUAUCCAUCGGGGUCUUCCAACAAAGACACUGCUUUAACUCAGAAGAAAGAUGUGCAUGCUGAAAGUGUGAGCAGGAAUCUUUGCCCUUCUGUUACGGAUGAGAAUUUUUCUGCUUCACAAUCUAGUUCAUUACGAGGGAAGAACGUGCUUGAUUCUCUCAGCAUGGCAAAGCUUUAUAUUGAUGAUCCCAGCAUGUCAGCUUCUGCGAAGCCUUUGACCAAUGUGCAGAUGGUACCUUCUGGAUCUUCAUUGGGUAAUACUAGCCAACCCACUCAGUCCAGGGUACAGGGUAGAGGUGUAGCUAUCCCAGGAUUGAAGGCUUAUCAGCCAGCUCCUCAUCAGAACCAAGCCAAUAGAGUUUCUUCACCAACACAGAUCAUUCCUGUUCAGAGAAAUCCUGUUCUAGGUAGGGCUCAGUACUCUGUGCAAGGAGCAGCUCAGCAGCUGGGCCAGCAUACUGGUAUGCCUCAAGCUUUGUCUCCACCCAAAACAGCUAUGUCAGUCAAUUCCUAUGAAUCUGGAGAGGUUGAAUCUUCAGAAACAAGUAAACCCUUGGUGAGCAAGGGAAAAAGCAGUAUUCAAGGGGCUGGAAGAGGCUCUUUUCUGUACAGUGGAGCUCAGGUUAUGGGACCAACAGGGACUAUGGCUGUUGGCCAUGGUGAUAAAAACUUUCCUGCCUUUUUGCCAGUUAUGCAAUUUGGGGGUCAGCACCCUGGUGGCCUCAGUGUUCCUGCUGUUGGCAUGGCAUUUCCUGGAUAUGUUGCCCAGCCACAACUUGGUUUGGGAAAUUCAGAAAUGACGUGGUUACCGGUACUUACAAGUGCUGCUGGGCCUUUAGGGGCAACAUUUUGUUCACCUUAUAUCACUGUUGAUGGGGCUUAUCAUGCUCGUACCUCUGGACAGACAUCUUCAACAGGAUCCUCAAGCAAAGAAGAAAAUUCUAACAAACCAAAUAAUGAAUGGAAGCCAUCACAAAGACCUGAGGCUGUGAGUGAUGAAUUUGGGCAACAACAAAAUAACCCAAAUAAGCAGCCUCGCAGAUACUCCGAGAUGAGCUUUAGCAAGUGAUUUACUCAUUUAAGAUGGAGCCUGUCGCAGUAAACUGAUAAAGGCCUUUCUUUCGGGUCCUUUGUGAUCUCUAGCUUUUGACCUGGACCACUUUGGGCCACAAUUUGUUCCAGGAUAUUGUAGGCACUUUGGACGUUUUUUCUAGGCAUUUGAUCUUAAAGGAGUUCAAAUUCAUUAUAUUUGACAAACGCCUGGUCAUGCUACAUUCAGUUUAAGAAUCUUAUUGUGGCUUGACGGGUAGCAUUCCCUCGUUUAAAUUUGCGGUUUUUCUUGUGGCUUGAUUUUUCUAGUGAAGCUUGUGAGAAAUUUAGGCUGGCUUCUCCAUAAAAGUAUGAACAGGAAUUAUUGUGCAGCAGGUGUUUGGUUGGCGAAUUUUAGAUUAUUAUUGUUAUUUGCAUAGAUGGUGUUGAUAUUUGUGUUUGGUGAAGCUUACUUGGCUGCUUGUUGAUGAGUUAAGUCUGGUGUUGGUGAAGCAUAGAUGGUUUUGGUAUUUGUGUUUCUUACUUUUUAUGAUUUGAGCAGUGGAUUCUUUAAUUUAAUCAGUUAAAUGGGGGUGCUAAGUUGGUUUUGAAGCAUUAUUUUCAAAGCUCCUUGCUUGUUGUUUUUCUGUAUUGAGUUUGGUUGUACAUACGUAACAGGGCAAGCUUAGCUGAUGAUAUCUCUUGGAUGUUGUGAAAUGUGAUUAGCAUUAUAGCAUAUAGCUUUAGAUUGAGUCAUAAAGUGGUUGAUGAGUGAGUCACCUGAUCUCUUGUGCUCUCCCUCCUGUAUUGGAUUUGCUUCAAGUAAUCUCCCUUUUUCAAACUUGUUUAAAAUAAUUUUAAAAUAUAGAAAUGGUUUAUGUUGA
Molecule: messenger RNA, 3180 nt
Organism: Gossypium raimondii (Peruvian cotton)
Lineage: Eukaryota; Viridiplantae; Streptophyta; Magnoliopsida; Malvales; Malvaceae
Product: protein MLN51 homolog
Exons: 13
Coding region: 285-2336 (683 amino acids)
Biological process (GO): mRNA processing
Cellular component (GO): exon-exon junction complex
Molecular function (GO): mRNA binding
Source: RefSeq, a predicted model, not a curated record